Messenger RNA from Syngnathus typhle (broad-nosed pipefish), 830 nucleotides. Its product is annotated as spindle assembly abnormal protein 6 homolog. The transcript is spliced from 3 exons. Bases 15 to 500 code for a protein of 161 amino acids. Gene Ontology annotation, cellular component: centriole; centrosome. NCBI's taxonomy places the organism in Eukaryota, Metazoa, Chordata, Actinopteri, Syngnathiformes, Syngnathidae. The record is from RefSeq and is a predicted model, not a curated record. Gene Ontology annotation, biological process: centriole replication.
GUCUUAUUCUUUCAAUGGGGAUGACCAAAAUGGCUCUUGACAACUGUCGACGUCGUCUUAUUGCGUUUCAGGCUGAGAAGGAAGCACUGGAGCUAAAAUUGAAAAAGACAGAAGAUGAUCUGACGAGGCGGCUCAACGACGCCGAGCAGACGCUGUCGGAGAUGGAGCGCAUGCGUCUGGAAUGGACUCUUGAGAAGAACUCUCUUUGCAGCCGCCACGCUGACGAGUUGCGCCGUGAGCAGGAGAAGGCGGCCGACUUGCAGGAGCGCCAGCAGCAGCAGACGCAAAAGCACUGUCAGGAUCUGGAGCGCGCUCACCAGCGCGACAGCCAGCAGAUGCAAAGCCGCCUGGUGCAGCUGGAGACCUCCUGUGGGGAGCUGAGUGACAGGGACUACCAAAACCAGGCCGCCCUCAGGGACCUCAAGGCCAAACUGGUGGCCGCCAAGGAGGUACGUCUGCCAUUUUUGUCAUAUUCACAGCGCCAGAUAGAGAGCCCAUGAAAACAAUAGUUAGGUGUAAAAUUCCACUGCCUAUACAAUGACUCAGCAAAGUGAACUCAAGAGUACGGGCUUAACACUCUUGGAGCCAAGGCCCAUAGUUCCAACCAUGGCACCAGUCCAUAAAGUCAGAAUAAAUAAAUGCUGACAGUUUUGUUUGGUCGUAUUCAUAAACGCACCUCGUUUGUGUGAACCCGUUUCAUCUGACCCAAAGCGGGAAGCCAGGAUGGAUUCCGUUGUAUGAAAGGCAGAUACUAGAUGUUCACGCUUUGCCAAUGUGCUGCCACCCACUGGACGAAUUGUUGUGCGUGUCACUCCAGCAUGCAGGACUGU